Messenger RNA from Protopolystoma xenopodis, 462 nucleotides. Lineage: Eukaryota; Metazoa; Platyhelminthes; Monogenea; Polystomatidea; Polystomatidae. The record is from the annotation of a GenBank genome assembly.
CAAGGCUCACCAGUCUCCGAGGCGACGACCGGUCGAUUGGCUGCCUCUCGAGACCACCAGAAAGUGCUGCUUGCCCCUGCCUCGGCCGCCCCCUCGUCGACCCUCCUCGGCUGCUCCUCUGCGUCAUCCUCAUCCUCCUCCGCCCUCGAAACUCAUCCCUCCCUCUCCUCCUCCUCUUCUUCCUCCUCAUCAUCUUCAUCCUCAUCUUCAUCAUCUGCUUCGUCUGUCGUUGUCUCUUCCGCCUCUCUUGCUGUUGCUGCGGCUGCAGCCGCAGUGACCGUUGUUGCCGCCUCAUUAGCCUCGCAGUCGCCUUUUGGAAUACUCUCCAGGCAGCAGGCACCUGCGGUCCAACUGCCUCUGCAUCUGGUAAACGCAGGAUAUGCUCAACACGCCACAACGACGCCAAGUCAACACUAUCAUGGACACAACACCAGACCAUACCCCGGAAAUCAGGUAGGCUAG